This is a messenger RNA of Ciona intestinalis (vase tunicate), 2282 nucleotides long. The record is from RefSeq and is a predicted model, not a curated record. NCBI's taxonomy places the organism in Eukaryota, Metazoa, Chordata, Ascidiacea, Phlebobranchia, Cionidae.
AGUAUGGACCGAACUAUUUUUGUUGUUGUUUUUAGGUGUUAGGAUUCGCGUAAAAUGUCGAUUUCAUCGCCAACAAAAAACGCUGUGCAGGAACGUUGUAACGAGUUUCCCGAUGAUUUUUUGCCGAAGGAAAACUCAGUGUAUUGUAAAUGGUGCAAAAAGUAUUUGUACUGCUUGAGAAAGGACUCAUUAACAGCGCAUCUAAGUUCUAAUCUACAUCAGAAAAGAUAUCUUGAACAAGUUAAACAGACGUCGUCUGUAGCAGAAAAUCCUGCAGUUUCCAAGACAACCUUAGGGAAGAGGAAGCGUCCAAAUUCUUUCGAGAAGGAUGGUGGAGACCCUGAGGAAGAUACUGAUGAGGGACUUGAUAAACUCUUCAGUAAUUCAGAUAGUGACGAUCAGGAGUCAUUUAAGGGUUUUGAUGAUCAAGAAUCUGAUGUAUUAGAUCAACCUGCUGCAGUUGACGAACAACCACAGAAAGAGGUACGCCAGCGGAAACGACCUGCCCACCUAAGCGAUUCAGUGUUUCCAAAAAAUAUGACAAAUGUCGUUAAAACUGAUUCAACUCCAACAUCUCCAGUGCAGAAAAAAAUGAGGAAAAAGAGUUUGCAAUCACCUGUUUCACCUUCGCCAAUUAAAAAAGGCAGGAAAAAUGCGAGACAGUCAUAUUCACAAUCGCCUACUUAUCCAGAAGUCAAAGCUCCUUUAAAAAUCAAGAUACGGCGGAAGACGGAUACUAAAUCAAAGUCAUUUGAAGUUGAAACUAGUGAUGAAGAACAAGAAAAAGAGGAGGUUCAACCUGAACCUGAACCAGUACCAGAAGCAGCAAGAGGAAGUUUGAAAAUGAAGUUCUUUUUUAAGAAGCCGGAUAAAGAAACACCAAAGUCCUCAACUAAAGCAAAGAAAAAGAAACACAAGCAUAAAAGGGUUUCCGUUACUGAUAUUAAGAAAAGGAGAUCCUCCGAAAAUACCGAGACCUUCAACCAGAGUGGAAACUUGGAUCCUGAGUUUGAGGAGGAUGUGUUAACCGACAACCAAAUCCCUGCUGCAGAGGAAGAGAUAGUUGCGUCAGAAGAAGAAUCUGUUUUGGAGCAAAAGGAAGAGCCUGUUAUGGAGGCAGGGAAGAGUAAAGAAUUGCGAGUUACAUCCGAGGAAAUCCCUGUAGCUGUGGAAGAAGUUGCCAUCGCUAGUGGAGAGGAGACAGUGGUGGAUGGUGAGGAUGUUGUGUCCUGGGAUGCAGCAGAGGAAGUUGUGGAGGAAGAGGUUGGGGGAGAUGAUGUUGCUCCAUCACCACUUCCGAUGUCGGAGCCAGAACCAGAGCUUACCACAGAGCAGAGUUUAGCAAUGAAAGCAAACCAUGUUCGUGCAAUGGCCAAGUCAGUCAAAGCAUCACACUUUAAAAAGAAAGGAACCAAAAAAGCUGAUUCGAAAUCAGAAGAUAAGAAGCGAAAAGCAUCUGGAUACAACUUAUGGUCGAGCAAGAUGAGAAAGCAAGUUGCUACUCAGUUUCCUGGGUUACAGUUUGGAGAUGUGAGCAAGAAACUUGGAGAUUUAUGGAAAAAGAUUCCAGAAAAGGAGAAACAGAUGUGGAAGUUCCGUAGCGUAAAGAUGGUAAACCAACUGGAAAGACUUCAUUCCAGCACCACCAAACGUAAACUUGGUAGCAAAAUGAUUGAAACUGGUCCCAAGAAAAAAGCAAAAGCAGCAAUGCAGCAGAAGUUGGCUCGUAUUAAUACAGAAAGCCAAGAGUUUCCUCCACACAAGAAUCCAGAGCAAACCAUGAAAAGGGAACUUGCUAAGAUUCCCCCACCUUCUGUUGAAGCUAUAGAUGCUGCAGCUCAUUUCCAUUUACUUGGAGAAGCACUGCUGGCUAUUGGUAAAACAGUACGAGCUUCUCGUAGCGUGGCAUCAACUACUGGGACGUUAUCUUUGUUACUUGACAGCAUGGUGUGUUCAUUUGUUCCACUGCUCACACUCACUAAUCAAGUACCUGAACUUAACGGCGCUUUACCAGAUGAACUAAUGUCGGAUACAUUCGCCAACAUCUCAUACUACAUGCCAGGAUUAUGAUUUAUUUCUUCACUGCCAAGUUGUGGAAAAGCACCAACAAAAUAUUUUCCUAUCUUGAGGCGUUUGUGCUUAUUUUCUGUUUAUCUUGUGCUCACAAAAAGUGUCAAAAAGAGAACCAUAUAUAUCUAUACAUGUGUGUAUGUAGGACUGUUAAAAAUGAGCAAAUUCGUAACUUUUUGACUGUACACAAUUACAGUACCCACUUUCUAAAA